Messenger RNA from Symbiodinium natans, 822 nucleotides. NCBI's taxonomy places the organism in Eukaryota, Dinophyceae, Suessiales, Symbiodiniaceae. The record is from the annotation of a GenBank genome assembly.
AUGGCAGCAAGACAGCUAGCGGAGCUCAUCGGUUCUGAGUUCCUCGGCUGGUGCCCAUGGCGAGCGAAGUUUGUGUGUGACGCUCUGGCAUCGGCGGCACCCAACGCCGCACUAUGGACCAUCGUCAGCUUUGCGCCCCUUGCAGGCGAACCCUUGAAGGUCUUUCCUGGGAGCUCGAUUGCGGCUGCCAUUGCUUUGUGUCCGAAGUGGGGCAUCGUCACACUCAUGGCAGGCGAGCAUGACAUUGAAGACAUCGUGGUCAUCGACAAGCCACUGACCAUCCGGGGCGGUGGUGUGCCCCAAGGAAUUGACCAGCCUCUUGCCCGGGGAGACCAUGGACAGCAGGCCACCAGAAUCAGGGUCGCCUGUGGUGGCCGAGGAGCGUCUGGAUCAGCUCUGUCAUUUGCUGACGGAUGCCGGGAUGCCAUGCUGUGCGACAUCGACUUCUUUGAGACGCCUAUGACAUGCAGCGGAGGCACUCCUACGAUCUCGCGGUGCACCGUGACUUCGCACAAGUUGUGCGUCGAAGCCACCAAUAACACUCGCGUCACACUUCGGGACUGCUGGAUUCGUGGAGAUGGCUGGGACUCUGGCGCGACUGGUGUCUUGAUUGCAGACGAGGCAGUGGUACAUGCAGUGAAUUGCCAUUUCGACGAUUUUCUAGACGACCUCGCCGAUAAGCCCUGCGGAAUCUAUGUGAAGGACCGAGGCCACUGUCACGUUGAGCUCUGCAGAUUCGAGAGUAUCGCACGAGAUGCAAUGGUACGCUGCAUACCACCUGCGACGGUCCAGCUGCAGAGCUUCACAUAUGUCGAGGAUUGA